AUGAGUGCGGGAAAUCAAGAUGCGAAACUCUUUGCUAGGGUGAGUGGUCCAACCUCUCCGACAAACUCCGCCAUGUUCGCUCCUAUAUUCUUGUACGACUAUGGCUUACCAGCGUUUCGCAAUCCACAGGGCAAAGUCGCCGAACUGCGACAAGAGCUGCAGGCCACUGGAGGCAAGAAAGACAAGGGCCAUCUUGGGAAGAAGAUUGCUCUCAAGAAGAUUGUCGCCAACAUGACUAUGAGCAACAACGACAUGAUUGCCCUGUUCCCUGAUGUUAUUCAAGUCAUGGGUCUCGCAAGUCUGGAGAUCAAGAAGAUGUGCUUCCUAUACCUUGUCCACUACGCCAGGAUAAAGCCCGAGAUCGCUCUCAAGGCUCUGCCUCAUCUUGACAUGGAAGACACCAACCCUUUGGUGCGAGCCCUCGCUCUGCGAACAAUGUCAUACAUUCACGUUCGCGAAUACGUUGAAGCUGCCGUCACACCUACGAAACACCUACUACGGGACUCGGACCCAUACGUGCGCAAGACCGCCUGCUUCUGUGUGGCCAAACUGUACGAUCACGACAAGACUCUGGUGGAAAACUCGGACCUGAUCACUGGAUUGAACAACAUGCUGAGAGAUGAGAACCCUACUGUAGUCUCCAGCGCUCUGGCAUCUUUGACCGACAUCUGGGAGAGGAGCGAAUCCAUCAAACUCACCAUUGACUACAACAGUGCUUCCAAAAUUGCAUCUAUCCUGGCAGAAACGUCCGAAUGGAACCAAACUUAUAUUCUUGAAGCUCUUAUGAAUUUCGUCCCUCAAGACUCGGGCCAGGCUUCAAUGUUGGCCGAGCGCAUUACUCCUCGCCUUUCUCAUACAAACUCCGCAGUCGUCCUGGGAUGUAUUCGCCUUAUUCUCUACCUCAUGAACUACAUCGCAGACGAAAAAGUAAUCACAGCACUAAUGAACAAGCUCUCACCGCCGCUUGUAACACUACUCUCAAAAGGCCACGAGAUCCAAUAUCUGGCAUUGCGAAACGCUCUCCUGAUCUUGCAAAGAAGACCCGACAUUCUGAAGAACGACAUCCGUGUUUUCUUUUGCAAGUACAACGACCCCAUCUACGUCAAGGUUACGAAGCUCGAGCUCAUUUUCAUGCUCGCGACUCAGGACAACAUCAAGGAAGUGUUGGCUGAACUCAGGGAGUACGCAACUGAGAUUGAUAUUCACUUCGUUCGAAAGUCUGUCCGCGCUAUUGGAAAGCUGGCCAUUAAGAUCGAACCAGCUGCGCGACUCUGCAUCAACACACUCUUGGAGCUUGUUGCGACCAAGGUUUCGUAUAUCGUGCAAGAAGCGACGGUAGUCAUUCGCAACAUUUUCCGCAAAUACCCCAACCAAUACGAAUCGAUUAUCAGCACGCUAUGUGAGAACCUCGAUUCCCUGGACGAGCCCGAAGCAAAGGCUGCUAUGAUCUGGAUCAUUGGACAAUACGCCGACAGAAUUGACAACAGUGAUGUUCUCUUGGACGACUUUUUGUAUACAUUCGCAGACGAGCCGCACGAGGUGCAGUUGGCACUUUUGACAGCGACGGUCAAGCUGUUUAUUCAAAGGCCUAAGAAGGGACAGGAUCUGGUACCGAAGGUCUUGAAGUGGGCUACCGAGGAGACAGACAAUCCAGAUCUCCGUGACCGAGGCUACAUGUAUUGGCGAUUGCUCUCCUCGGAUCCUGUAGCCGCGAAGCAGGUUGUCAUGGGCGAGAAGCCUCCGAUUACUGCAGAAACAGAAAAGCUGGACCCGUUCACCUUGCAAGAAAUGUGCUUGGUGGUAGGCUCUCUCGCAACCAUCUACCUGAAGCCCAUCAAAUCCGUUUUCCGCUCUGCUCGUCCACGAGUCAUCCCAGAAAGUCCUGCAUUGCAGAAGCACAGACUACCUAGCCACCAAGCCAUGUUGGAUGCGCAAAAGCAUUGGACGGAGAUGACUUCGAUGGCUGGUGCACAACAACGACAGAAUGGCAACUCUAACGGCGACCUUGCCUCAGCGGUCGAUGCAGCGGAUGUGUACUUCUCCACCAUCGGAUCUCAACAGAUGGCCAACAUGGGCUUGAAUGAUGAUGGCUACGCAUCACCAGUAACCGGAGAAGGAGCUCAGACCAUGUUUGUCGUGAACCAGAACCAGCCACAGCAAGUCUAUCAGCCUACUGUGGGAAACGGCAACGGCGACUUGUUGAGCUUCUAG
Aureobasidium subglaciale EXF-2481 is the source of this 2211-nucleotide messenger RNA. RefSeq lists its product as uncharacterized. The transcript is spliced from 2 exons. The record is from RefSeq and is a predicted model, not a curated record. Gene Ontology annotation, biological process: intracellular protein transport; vesicle-mediated transport. Gene Ontology annotation, molecular function: clathrin binding. The coding region runs from base 1 to 2211 and encodes 736 amino acids. Gene Ontology annotation, cellular component: membrane coat. Lineage: Eukaryota; Fungi; Ascomycota; Dothideomycetes; Dothideales; Saccotheciaceae.